AUGAUUUCAGUCUUCUUUGCAAGUGAGGUUGAGGCCUUCUUGUUAGAUCGUGUUAAACUCCGCGACGCUGUCACCCCUUCGACUACCAACGCUGAACCCAAAAUCCGCCAAAUCCGGUGGAAAGAUCUUCCCUAUAGCAUGAAACGUGUCUAUCUCCGCCGCAAGCUUCAGAUUCACGAUCACAGUCAAUGUGGAUGGUCGAGCCUGGUUCAUAGGAUACUUGACCUCCCUCAUCAGAGAACCCACACUCUUAUCAACCAGCUCAUCGAUGCGUACCUAUAUGGCGGAUUCAGCGGCUAUCGCAGACUGCUCGACCCUGACUUGCAGGGAUUCCGUCUCGGCCUUGAUCAGGUUAUUGUGAAAAAUCCUUCCCAGACCUUCAUUGGAAACAGGCUUAUGGCCCCCACAAUGGAGGCCAUCGUCGGGGCUGUGUACACCGACAGCAAUCAGCAGAUCCCAGUAUGUGCCGACGUUAUGACGGCGUUGGGCACUUCGUGGUCUGAAUGA
This is a messenger RNA of Penicillium mononematosum, 507 nucleotides long. RefSeq lists its product as uncharacterized. The record is from RefSeq and is a predicted model, not a curated record. Gene Ontology annotation, biological process: RNA processing. NCBI's taxonomy places the organism in Eukaryota, Fungi, Ascomycota, Eurotiomycetes, Eurotiales, Aspergillaceae. Gene Ontology annotation, molecular function: ribonuclease III activity. The transcript is spliced from 2 exons. Bases 1 to 507 code for a protein of 168 amino acids.